AAUUUUUUAAGAAUUUCGUUCGAUUUUACCUGCUUAUAAAAGUGACUAUAGCACAAGCAUCUCAGCAGUGCAUAUUUUAAUCUUGAUAAGAGUGAUGUGGAAGGUCGUGAUAGGAGUGAUUUUUUGUUUUUCCACUGUGUGUGGAUUGCAUUUACCUAAAUAUAUCGAACCUUGCAGUCCGGAAUCUCCUAAUUUUUCAGAAUGUGCCAUACAACAUGGAAGUGGCGCAAUUGCCUUUCUGGUAAAAGGUGACAAAGCCUAUGGAAUACCAUCUUUCACGCCAUUCAAAGUAACCUUUGUUUCUGUUGACGCUAAUGGACUCAAAAUGAAUUUAAGUAAUGGUCUUUUUUCUGGUAUUGAGAACCUUAAAUUAAAUAAAUAUAGUUUGGAUCAAGAAAACAAAAAGAUUUACACCACAUUGACAGGUCCCUUGAUAUUAUUCGAAUUCGACCUCAGUACAGGCGGAAAAUUAGCAAACUUGCCCAUAGAUGGAGACGGACAUGGAUGGACCAAAAUAUAUAAUGGUAACUUCUCGCAUAAUUAUGAGUAUAGUGUAGUCGAGAAAAAUGGCAAGCACUAUUUGCAGUUUGGUAAGGAUGAAGUAAUAAUAGAGCCCGGAAGUAUGGAAUGGAAUAUUCAAGGUCUUUUCAAUGGAAAUAAACAAUUGGGAGACAGUUUGAAUAGUGUUUUGAACGAGAACUGGAAAGAACUACUGCAACAAUUUGGUCCAGUGAUCUCAGAAGUGUAUGGUUCCAUUGCGAAAGAAGUGUUAAGGAAAUUGUAUGAUAGAAUACCAAUUGAAGAAAUAUAUCCUGGAAUGAAAGUGUGAACAAUUCCUUAUAAUUGUAUAAAAUCAUUGACUUUAAAUAAAGCAUCAACAAAUA
This is a messenger RNA of Harmonia axyridis, 884 nucleotides long. RefSeq names its product protein takeout-like. NCBI's taxonomy places the organism in Eukaryota, Metazoa, Arthropoda, Insecta, Coleoptera, Coccinellidae. The coding region runs from base 95 to 829 and encodes 244 amino acids. The record is from RefSeq and is a predicted model, not a curated record. The transcript has 6 exons.